GCAUCUUUUACCUACGUUUGACUAAUUAGUAGUUACAUCUUGGUAUGAAAGUACCUGACCCUAAUGCAAAUAAAUUACAUGUGAUGCAUCAAUCCCACAGAAGUUUAUGCUCCCUGCGCGACAUUGUAAGCCUAAAAGGGGAACGAGGCCACUUGUUGAGUUGAAGCUAAAGUAGGGGCGGGUAUUUCCACCAUCUUCCUCGGCAACUGACGGCUAUUUUGCCAACCACAUUCCAACAUCCGCAAUAUCUCGAAAAACCAAAAACCCGGGCCACUCAGCCAUUUGCCUUUGGCUCCUGCGUCCGGCCCAUUGUUACCUCAUAGCCAUAAUCCAUCACUAUCAUGUGAUUGGUUGAUUUGCUCCCUGUGAGAAUGGAGGUCAGGAGACAGUCCCGCAACGGACAUGCCACAUACCAGCGUACCUACAAGGCAUGUCUUGCCUGCCGGCAGCGAAAGGCAAAAUGUGAAUUAGGGACAGGGCCGGAUGGUCUUCCAUUAGGGCCGCCGUGUGCGAAGUGCAGGAGGGAGCAAAGGGAGUGUGUGUUCAGUGAGAAAAAGGCAUGGGAAAGACAGAAGAAACGAGGGCAAUCGGAAGAAGGUACACCGCUGUCUGCAAGGACACGUCCUAGACUAUCUAGCAAUCCCGGGAUUAGUAGGGACGAGUCACACCACGUUUUAGGCCACGGUCCGAGUCCACUUAGCUAUGCGGAGCAUGACCAGGAUAAUGGUGAUAGUACACUUCAGUCGUCCCCAGCAGAGGGUAGCCAAAGACGGCGGCAAUCCACCUCUACCUUGGCUAAUUCUAUGAUGCGCACCGUGGUGUCUAGUGGGAACGAUGCUCUCAAUAUCCUUUUCGAGGCCGCGGCCGCCCAUAGUAAGGAGCAUGGUAAUGGUUUAAGCGAGUCGAGUACGCCGUCGCGAAAUGCGCGAAGCUCUACUGGUCGCUCCAAUAACUAUGACAGCUCAUUAAACCAAUCCAUUGUUCCUCCCGAGGUUCUGGCGAAAGCAGCGCAGCCCGUAGAAAUCUCCCAAGCGUCCAAAGAAGUCCUUAGUGUCUGGGGAGCAUGUCGCUUUGUUCGGAUGGGAUGGUUCACUGCGAGAGAGGCUGUCACGUUCAUCGACCUUUUCUUCAAGAAUAUGUCGGACCUGUCCCCGAUAUUAACUGAUUUCUAUGCAGACCAUAAGAAUCAUCGCUGGCUUGUGUCGCACGAUCCAGUUUUAUGCUGUACUAUCUUGAUGAUAUCCUCUCGUUAUCACCUGUUGCCUGGUGCAGGUGGUGGAUCAAGGAACUUUUUCAUUCACCAUCGGCUUUGGCAGCAUUGUCAGCAACUGGUCAUGCGACUUAUGUUCGGGCAGGAGAAAUCUUCGCAGUCUAAGGUUCGGAACAUAGGGACGAUCGAGGCUCUCAUGCUAAUGUCAGAAUGGCACCCCCGAUCCCUCCAUUUCCCUCCAGAAAGUGAUGGCUGGGACUUCGACCUCACGUCAGUUCCCCCGGAGCCGCAAGAGCUAGAGGAUCCGUCUUCUACCAAUCGAUGGCUGGAGGAUAUGAUUGAGCCAGCACGACGAUCAGACCAGAUGUCUUGGAUGCUACUGGGCUCAGCUUUGUCUCUUGCGCACGAACUGGGUAUCUUCGAGCUUGAUGAGAAGAAGCUGGGUUAUGCGUCUGGUUACGAGGGAUUUAUAUCUGGGGAACAGAUCAAACUUCGCAGGCAGCGGGUGCAGCGGUUGUUAUAUGUAUAUAUCAAUCAACUCGCAUGGCGAAUAGGCUGCGUAUCGCUUAUGCCACAGAGCCUGAACCAUGCUGUCCUAGGGCGGCGGGCGACAAAAGAGCUAAAUCAAUCCGGUGAUGAAUGGCUGAUUUUUAUGGAUUCCUGGAUGGAUCUGACGAAAUUGGCAAAAUCGGUCACUGAUAUGUUCUUUCCGACCGUCUCGUUUGCCAGGCAGCAAUUGCAUAGUGGACGGUAUAUUGAAUUGCUGGAUCAUUUUCGUCCGAUACUGGACAAGUGGAAGGAAGAACAUCUCCAAGUACGAUCACUCAAGAAACAGUACUUUGAUAUCCUCUUCAUCGAAUAUCAUUUUGUCCGAGUCUAUACGCAUUCCGUCGGAAUGCAAGCAGUGGUGGAGCGGGUGCUCGCGGACAGCGAUCCUCACGCGGAAGAGGUCCGCGCGCUGAACAUUGACCCGAUUGACUACGAAUACAUUCAGGAAGUUAUUGAUGGAUGCUGUCAGAUACUACAAAAGGUAAUCCAACUGGCUGAGAAUGGGGUAUUACGAUUCUGCCCCGUCCGGAUAUUCCUCCGUAUCACGAGCUCGUCCAUCUUUCUCAUGAAGGCUCUUAGUUUGGGAACACGCCAAUCGACGCUGCGAGAGUCAUUGGAUGUUCUCGAGCGGAGUAUACAAGCGCUAAGGUCAAACGCCUUGGAUGAUAUCCAUUUGAGUACUCGCUAUGCUGCGCUCUUAGACAUGCAUGUCGCACGUUUGCGGCGGAAUCUACUGGCAUCAUCAAAGACUGUCAAGAGUAACCAGGGAACAGCCUCAAGACCUUCCAUGGGUGUCCCAUCGAGCACCGAUCACAGUAACAAUACACCUAUGAUGGAUAUUUCGAUGUCUCAAAACAUGUCUGAUAUGGGGUACAUCCCGUCCCUCAACGAUGUCGCGGCUGAUGAUUGGCUUUCUUUGCCAUUCGACCCAUCGAUGGCACCGUUUGGUAUCAGUAGUGCAGGACAAUUCCCUGCAUAUGAAGGAGGUGCUUUGAACUUUAUUUGGAAUUUGCCGUCUUGAGUUCUCUCAAGAUAACGCUUGCCACAUGACGUGGAACGUAUGUACAUAGAUGUGAAUAUCCUUCCUUGGGUUUUGGAUAAAUUUUUGAACCAUGGGCUGUUCUAGCAUAAUGCCCAAUAGAAAGCAAGGCCAACAAGGUUUUCUUUUCCAUUGCUUUGCCACAGAGUAUCGAGACUACGGGAAAAGUCGUAGUUCUUCCAUGCAUCGCGAGAAAAGUUUGUUUUGAUACGAGCGGAAACCGGGGGUGUUAUCUGCACGUGAUCUCAUUCCCCGUCCGAAGUCACGUUUUCCGGGCGAAAAAACGCCAUCUAAAAAGAUUGCUGCGAUCCGCCAACUUGCUCCAUCGCCG
Messenger RNA from Aspergillus pseudotamarii, 3129 nucleotides. RefSeq names its product putative C6 transcription factor. NCBI's taxonomy places the organism in Eukaryota, Fungi, Ascomycota, Eurotiomycetes, Eurotiales, Aspergillaceae. The coding region runs from base 372 to 2780 and encodes 802 amino acids. Gene Ontology annotation, biological process: positive regulation of transcription by RNA polymerase II; aromatic amino acid catabolic process. The transcript is spliced from 4 exons. The record is from RefSeq and is a predicted model, not a curated record. Gene Ontology annotation, molecular function: zinc ion binding; DNA-binding transcription factor activity, RNA polymerase II-specific. Gene Ontology annotation, cellular component: nucleus.